AUGUUGGCCAUCGGUAUCUUCAUGAACAACGAGGUUGGGCUUGAUGGACAUUGGUUCACCAGAAAUAUCGCCACCGCCCUAGGAUACUACGCUUUUCAAUCCGGUGCAUAUACCCACGAAGUUCUGGGUGAUUUAAUUACGAAAGCUCUCCUCAGAGGGGCUCUCAUUGUCCUGACUACCAUACACGCUCAAGAUUUUCAAGAUGUACCUGGAGAUCGCAUUCAGGGCCGUAAAACGUUACCUAUUGUAGCGCCUGUGGGGAGCAGGAUAAGCAUGAUCCUGUUUCUCCUGACGUGGUCGAUGUGGCUGGGGGCGCUAUCAACUGCGCUUUCUCAUAUUUUCCUGCUAUCGGCUGCGGUAAUAGUGGGAAGUCGCUUCCUCUUGUUUCGCAGUGUCCCUUCAGACCGUCUCUCUUACAUCCUUUACAAUCACAAAUUCAACUAUUCCAUCGUGCUUGACAGUGAGACGGAGUUUAUAAAUUGGGGGCGAUUCGCGGUUUGGAUGACCUGUUCCGUAAAAUUUCAUCAGGGCCCAGAUGCAAUGGCCUUCGAUGGCGGGAUGGUCUCUUCAGUCUCCGCAGCGGACUCGCUCCUCACCAAUCGUCACACCCUCAACAUAAUCGCCAACCUUCUAGGCUUUCGCUUUGACCCGAAAAAUUAGAUGCCCACAGCAGCCUAGCCGAGACGCAUGUCGGGAUAACUACUCAUUGCUUAAAGAACAGUUUCUAGGGCCUCGCCAGCCGAGGUGCUCCGCGGGGAAGUAGUGUUGCACCAAUUCGCGCUGCAGCUUAGCAAAGCGCCUCUGUGAGGCCCUGAUUCUCAUGUGUGAACCACGGCUAUUUAGCAGGGGGAGUUCCCUUUGGCAGCGGCGGGGGCUAGAGGCCAUUCAGCGCUAAAUCGCCGGUGAAACAGGCUAAGUAGCUUCUUAGGCAUCAUGUCCUCACCUCUCACCUCUUUCGAAUUUCUCCCUUGCCAUCAUCCGGGAUCAAUUCAUGGUUCCAU
Guyanagaster necrorhizus is the source of this 1001-nucleotide messenger RNA. RefSeq lists its product as uncharacterized. The transcript has 6 exons. The coding region runs from base 1 to 660 and encodes 219 amino acids. The record is from RefSeq and is a predicted model, not a curated record. NCBI's taxonomy places the organism in Eukaryota, Fungi, Basidiomycota, Agaricomycetes, Agaricales, Physalacriaceae.